Molecule: messenger RNA, 291 nt
Organism: Emiliania huxleyi CCMP1516
Lineage: Eukaryota; Haptophyta; Isochrysidales; Noelaerhabdaceae
Exons: 2
Coding region: 1-291 (96 amino acids)
Molecular function (GO): mRNA binding
Source: RefSeq, a predicted model, not a curated record
AUGAGCCGUGCACAGCCAUCCCAGACGCUCUUCCUUCCCGAGCUUCCGUCCGACAUCACCGACGGCGUCCUCGAGCGCCACUUCCGCGGCUUUGUCGGCUACGAGUCGUGCCGGACGCGCAACGAUCGCAACGGCAAACUUGUUGGCUUUGUCGAGUUUGAGAGCAUCGAGGACGCGUCGCGCGCGCGCGAGUCGAUGCAAGGCGCGUCGCCCUUCCCGGGCGUCAACUGGCACAUCCACUUUUCGACCAAUCCGGCGCGAGACCGCGCGCCAAAGCGCACGACGCCAUGA